Juglans regia (Persian walnut) is the source of this 687-nucleotide messenger RNA. Its product is annotated as pentatricopeptide repeat-containing protein At2g34400-like. Gene Ontology annotation, molecular function: protein binding; RNA binding. The record is from RefSeq and is a predicted model, not a curated record. NCBI's taxonomy places the organism in Eukaryota, Viridiplantae, Streptophyta, Magnoliopsida, Fagales, Juglandaceae. The transcript has a single exon. Gene Ontology annotation, cellular component: intracellular membrane-bounded organelle. The coding region runs from base 1 to 687 and encodes 228 amino acids. Gene Ontology annotation, biological process: RNA modification.
AUGGUUAUUGAUGGUUUCAAUCCAAAUCCUUAUACAUAUGUUGGAGCCAUAUCUACUUGUGCUAGUAUAGGCGACGCACGAGCUGGUAAGGAGAUUCAUGGAAGGAUUUAUAGACAUGCGCAAGAGUUGAAUGGCCAAGUCAGUAAUUGCUUGAUCAAUAUGUAUGGGAAAUGUGGUUCGUUGAAAUCUGCACUGCUUGUGUUUGAUGCAACUUUGAAGCUGGAUUUAGUUUCUUGGACUUCGAUACUUGCCUGUUAUUGUCAAUGUGGGGAAAAUCUAGAGGGGUUAAAGAUUUACAUACAGUCACAAAAGGAAGGAGCAGAGGUUAGGGAAUUUUCUUGUGCAAGUAUCUUGGGAGCUUGUGCUGCGCUUGAGAACUUGAAGGUUGGGAUGCGAUUACAUUCCCUUGUCAUCAAGUGUGCGCUUGGAUUAGAUAACUUCGUUAUGACAUCAUUGAUAAAUCUUUAUGCCAAGUGUGGAGAAUUACACUCUAGUCAUCGGGCAGUUUUGGAGGUGGACAAGCCACAGUUGCAGGCUUGGCCUGCAUUAAUGGGAGGCUAUGCUCAACAAGUAAAAGAAAGAGACGCCAUUGAUCUUUUCUACAAGUUCCAGAAAUUGUAUUGGAGUUUUGGUUUUGUAUUGGACUAUGUAGUUGAUGUAGUUGAUGUAGAAAUUGUAAAACAAUGA